Molecule: messenger RNA, 1698 nt
Organism: Adineta steineri
Lineage: Eukaryota; Metazoa; Rotifera; Eurotatoria; Adinetida; Adinetidae
Source: the annotation of a GenBank genome assembly
AUGUCUACAGAUAUAAUUUCCUACUUAGAUAAUUUACCCGUUGAACUUCUUUAUCAUAUUUUAAAAUUUCUCGAUACUGAUACAAUACUUUUAUCAUUUCGUUAUGUUUGUAAACGUUUUUAUAUUAUUUCAAAUGUUUAUAAUCAAUAUGAAUUAAAUUUAAAUUCAUGUACAAAAUAUAAUUUUUAUCGUUUUUGUCGUAUUAUUAAUCCAUUAAAUAUUAUAUCACUUAUUUUAUCUGAUGAUGACAGAACACCAGGUCAAAUAAAUUUAUUUCUUUCAUUUUAUAAACUUAAACAAUUUAAAUAUCUUCGUUCAUUAACGCUUUUGGAAAUUGAAGAUUCAAAUUUAAAUAUCGUUUUAAAAGAUUUAUCUUAUGUAUCACUUUUAUCCUUAACGAUUAAAUCUCGUACAUUUUUUACAUGGACAAAUCAAACAUUAUCAUGUCUUUCAACAAUUCUCGAACAAUCUAGUCUAAAACAAUUUACAUUAAGUAUAUGGUGUUUUGAAAUUUAUGAUUUUAUAUGGCCAAAUCAAUGUCAAAUCGAAUAUGUUCAUAUAUCAAAUCGAAUAACAUUUGAACAAUAUUGUAUUAUUCUUGAACGAUGUUUAUAUUUAAAAACAUUUAUUAUUAAAGAUGUACUUUGGAAUGAUACAAAUAUGAUUACUUCUAAUCAAUAUCGUCAAUUAAAAUCUUUAACAUUAGAAGAUAAUCGUAUGGAUAUAUUUAAAUUAGAACAAUUUCUUUCAUUAACUCCAUCACUUGUUUAUUUAAAAGUUAUUGGUAUGGCAUAUUUAGUUGAUAGUUAUCGUUGGGAAAAAAUACUUCGAAUAAAACUUUCGAAUUUAGGAAAAUUCGAGUUUUUUUUUCAAUCAUGGAAAGAUGUUAAUUAUGAUUUUUCGGAUAUUGAAUCACUUAUACGACCAUUUCAAACAUCAUUUUGGUUAGAAAAUAAACGGUGGCUUGUCAAUUGUGAUUAUAUUAUUAAUCCAACUGAAGUUAUUUUAUAUUCUAUACCAAUUUGUAAAUCAUAUUUUCAAUAUCAUGAUCAAUCAAAUAAAAUUACUUGUUCCAAUAUUACACAUACACAUCUGGAUGAAACUAUGAUGAAUAAUGUUACAGAAUUACGAUUAAAUUUAGUUAGAACUUUUUGUCAUGGAAAUAUUGAGAAAAAGAUAAAUUCAUUUCCUCAACCUUUAUUUCAUAAUGUAACUGAACUUAUACUUGAUCUUGAUGAUCAAUGUUCACUGAAUGCAUCAUCACAAACAUUAUCUAAUUUAAUCAAUCUUGUACAUCUUAGUCAACUUUCAUUAAAUCUUAAUUAUGAUUAUUCUUUGGAUUUAAAUACGCGAGCAUAUUUAAAAAAUAUUUUUAAGCAAAUUUCUAAUAUUCGUACAUUAGAAAUAUGUAAUAAUUUAUCUACAAUUUAUUCCAAUAUAACAAUUGAAGAUAUUUGUUCAUUGAUUCCAUCGUAUAUUGAACAUUUAAAAAUUACUGUGAAAAAUAUUAAUGAUAUGAAAAUAAUUAUUGAUCGUUUUGAAUAUUUAUCAAGUAUAACAUUUCGAUUUUCAUUCUAUAAAUCAAUUCCAUCGGCAAAAAUUAUUGAAUCAUUUUUAAAUAUAAAAAAAGAUUUAACUUAUAGAAAAGAUGAUUGUUCUAUACGAGUAUGGCUUAAUCGAUUUCCAAAGAGUAAAUAA